Messenger RNA from Polistes dominula (European paper wasp), 1455 nucleotides. RefSeq names its product Threonyl-carbamoyl synthesis 1 (gene Tcs1). The record is from RefSeq and is a predicted model, not a curated record. Lineage: Eukaryota; Metazoa; Arthropoda; Insecta; Hymenoptera; Vespidae. Gene Ontology annotation, biological process: regulation of translational fidelity. Gene Ontology annotation, molecular function: nucleotidyltransferase activity; double-stranded RNA binding; tRNA binding. Gene Ontology annotation, cellular component: cytoplasm.
CGCGAGUAAAGGUAUUCUAUAAUUUUAUUUUUUAUUCGUAUCAUCAGAUUGAUUGGGAUUUCCCUUUGAUUUGUGAUAGUUGUAUUUGAACAUGAGUCAGAGGAGAACAAUUAUGAAUCCAAAACAUAUGGGUCCUAUGAAAGUAUUUUUAAAUGCAGCUGUGAAACAAUUAGAAAUGUUGGAUCCGGAAGAGAAACAUUGGUACGUUGGAGGUAAUAGAAGUGUUGCAACAGCAGUAGAAUUGUUAAAGAAAGGAGAAAUUAUUGCUAUUCCAACUGAUACAAUUUAUGGAUUUGCUGGUAGCAUAGAAAAUGAUACAGCUAUAAAGAAGUUAUAUGAAAUUAAAAAAAGAGAUGAACAUAAGCCAUUGGCUAUUUGUAUUGAUAAUGUUAAUGAAAUUCAUAAAUGGGGAAUUGUAGAUGAAUUACCACCCAGAUUGUUAGAAAAUUUAUUGCCAGGACCAUAUACCAUUGUAUUGAAACGAACAGAAGCAUUGAAUCCAUCUCUAAAUCCUGAAAUCAAUAACGUUGGUAUCAGAGUACCUGAUUAUAAAUUUGUCAGAUCUGUUGCUAAAAUAAUUGGACCAUUGGCGCUUACCAGUGCUAAUGAAAGCAAUAAAUUAAGUAGCGUGCAUCCAGAAGAAUUUACCGAGUUAUGGCCAAAAUUAGGAGGAAUAUUUUACCACCAAGCGGAUUAUAAUAAAGGACUCAAUUUAUCAAAAAGAAAAGGCUCUACAGUAAUAGAUUUAUCGCAAGCUGGCCAUUACAAAAUAUUGCGAAAAGGUGUCAACUCAACACAUUGUAUUAAUUUGUUACAUUCUUAUGGAUUAAAAUCUUGUAAAGAUUAAUAAUAAGCAAUUAAAUUUUCAAAAAUUUACAUUCAUUUUUCAUCGUCCAACUGAUAAUUUUAAUUUAAUAUAUAAUUUGAAUUUAAUCUUUCAAUUUAUUUAACAAAUAACAGUCAUAUGCGUUUCCACAUGUAACGUUGUCUAUAAAUUUGAAGGAAUUUUGAAAAAAUUUUAACCGCGUUUCGUUUGUUUUCAUAAAAUUAUAUGUGCAAUUAUACGUACACAAUAAUAAAUAACAUUAUUUACAUACUUUUCUUUUUAACUACUAUGAUACACAUAAAAUAGGAGGAUAAAGUAUUUUAUGAUGACAUUUAUAAAAAAUUUCGUACCCCACAUUAUAAAAAAAUGUUACAUUACUUAUUAUACGAUAGAGAUGUGGCUCCUACAAAUUUACUAGAUACAAAUAUGUUACAGCUUUUUUCUUUUUUUUUUUUAUCAGCGUAAACUUUCUUUAUGUAUAUGUAUAUAAUUUAUAACAUCGCGUUCAUGCACAUGAACGACAUCGUUUUCAAGAAAAAUAUAAUAAAAUACUUUCGUGUCAAUAAAAUACCAAUAAAACGCUGUUUCAGUUCAGACGAAGUAAUUUUUUGUUGUAAGAAAAGAAAAGG